AUGAUUCCAAGAGCUCUGUCAGUGGCUGACCCUGAAAGAGUCAGAGGAGGAAAACCUUUGGAAACACCGGGAACUGAAGAGAAGGAAACGCAGAAAAAGGACAGGAUGAGAAAGGAUAAAAAGAAAUUUGGACAGUCUCUCUAUGGCCAAGUUGAUAAAAAAGGAGGGAAGAAAUGGCCAGCGGCAAAGAACCCCUAUUUGAACUCGUCCUUUUUAACCCUGCAGAGCGGGGUGGUUUACCAGGACAAAAACGCCACGGCCCAGCGAAUCUCCUCCGCCAGGCUCCACAAAAUCAAAGAGCUGAAGAACGAAAUGUUCGACUUGCAAAGGAAAAUUGAGGCCUCGAGCUUGGAGAACGCUGCUCUGAAAGAUCUGAACCGCCGGCACUCCAGGGCCAUCGACAGGUACGACAGCUCAGAGAGCCAUCUGCAGGGGCUGCUGGCAGAGCAUCAGGACGAGAUGAGAAAUCUCAAAAAGCUCCUGAAAAUGUCCCAGGAGGCCGAGAAGAACACAGCCAGGGAGCUCAAAAGAGUUGAAGCGGAGCUGAGGAGGACGAAGGGCGAUCUGAAGACUUUGGUUGUGCUGUCAGAAGACAAAGCUCUGGCAGAGAGGGAGGAACUUAAUCGCAGGUUGUUGGUCCUUAACGAAACACUGGAAGCAAAGGACGAGAGGAUACAGAGUCUGGAAAUGCAGCUGAAGCUGAACAACAGCAUCUUUAGCCGUCAGCUGGCAAGUGAGAGUAAAAAACUCCUGGAAGCCACGAUGAUCACAAAAGACCUGCUAGUGGAAAUUAGCAUCGUUCACCAAAAAAUUAAGGAAAAGGAUCGGCAACUUUACAUAAAGAAUAUUUAUGCAAAUCGGAUGCCGAAAGCCCUGAGGGACAGAAGUGAUUGGGUUCCUAAUGACCAAAGUCUGAGAGUAGACAGAUCAGUACAAGUAGAUAAAGAGAGUUUUAGAGAGCUGCUGCUGCCUCAGCACCAGGAAACAGAAAAAAAUCCAAUCCGGCUAAAAAAGGGGAAAAGAGGAGAGAAGUGUGGAGAAGGUAAAGCAAAGGAGGUGCGCUCAGAUGCCCAGGAUAGAAAAGAAAAGCAGGCAACCAAGAAAGUACCAGUGCCAGAAACUUCUAACAGGACACACAGAGGGGCCAAACUACUGAUGGAAGAAUGCAAUUUCCCAGAAUUCAUUCAAGAAAUGGAAAAACAGACAGAGGUUUUUGAAGAGGAGUUGAAAAGUCUGACGAAAUCUGAACAAAAUCCUCAAGGUGACGGAGUAAAAGAGAACAAUCAGAACAAUCAAGAGGGAGAGGCAGUGGGAAAAGUUGAAAGAGAAGAGAAAAAACCACAUGAGCAGCAAAAGAAGAAAGCCAGGAGUGAAGGUGCUGCUCCAAGCAAAGACCCCACUAGGCUGAAAAGAAAAUCCAUCUCCUCAAGGGAUGCCGAGAAUUUGCAUCAGGGGCUCCACGCUUCAGGUGCCACAUGCAAAGCAGGCAGCCUGAGCAGCCAGAGGCAGAGCUGCAGUAACACUGCCGUGCCCAGGGGGAAAAUUUCCUUCGGGGUUUAUGAACCUUCUUUUGGGCAGGACGGCACCUCUGGAGUGGGAGGAACACCUGAGGCAGGAGCUCUUUGGGGAGGGCUGUCUGCAAGGAGAGAACCCCUCGAGUUCCAGCUGCACGAGGGGGAAGGCAGGAAAGCGAGGGGUGCAAGGCAAAUCCCAAAAUCCAUGCCAGGGUCCAUCUCUCCUCAUUAA
This is a messenger RNA of Hirundo rustica (Barn swallow), 1746 nucleotides long. RefSeq names its product lebercilin LCA5 like (gene LCA5L). The transcript is spliced from 7 exons. Gene Ontology annotation, cellular component: axoneme. The record is from RefSeq and is a predicted model, not a curated record. Lineage: Eukaryota; Metazoa; Chordata; Aves; Passeriformes; Hirundinidae. Bases 1 to 1746 code for a protein of 581 amino acids. Gene Ontology annotation, biological process: intraciliary transport.